AUGCUUCUUGAACAGUGCGCCACCCGUUACCCUCCUUUUCUCUUUUAUCUCUCUCUCUCCUCUUCACUAAUCUCACUUUCAAAUCUCAAAACUCCCCAAUCUCUUCUUUCUCUCUCUCUCUCUCUUCCUACUUCUUUAGAGAAUUUCCAUUGUUGGGUCUUCUCAAUAUCUCUAAUGGGUGCUUGUUUGAGCAAAAAGAAGAAGACUUUACCUUCAAUUUCUUCCACCUCUGUACCUUCACCUCCAGAUCCCACCUCUUCCAAUGUCUGCACCAAACCCAUCAUUCCAAUUUCUCAGCCUCCUACCACUGAUGUGCAACUCAAGACCUGCAACAAAACUGGGGAGGAAAAUGGUGAGAGGAAAGAAGAAAGAAGUGAGUACCCUGUGAAGAAGGAGGUUUUUGUGAUUAAGCACAGAAAAAGCCAUGAUGGAAGAGAUAAGAAUGGGGGUUCUCUUGUUCCAUGUCAAGAGGGGAAUGGUCAUAUUUUCUCUGCUGCUACUCCUACUGUGUCUUCUUCUUCCUGUGAAAUUUUGGAGUCUGGAGCUGUGGGGGAAAAUAUGAAGGUGGGUUUGGUCAGAACUUCGAGCUGUACUAAAGAGGAAGUUGAUGCUAUUUUGAUUCAGUGUGGUAGAUUGAGUCGGAGUUCGUCUGCUAAGGGUAAUGGAAGAAAGUACUCUGGUUCGAAGAGAAGCUAUGAUUUUGAUCAUUGUGAUAGAGAUGGUGUUAACUCUGGCAAUUUUGGUGAUGAAGAUGAAGAUGGGAGGAAUCUUAAUUCUGUUGAGGUUUAUGAUGAUGGAACUCCAGUGGAGAAACGUCACCACCAGAGGCAGCGCCACCGCCAAUCUCCAAGGCACUCUUCCUCUCAAGGGAGGAGGAGGACCCCAAGUAGGGAGAGAGAUCAGAAUCAACGGUCCAGCAGUAGAGAGAGGCGUGUCAGCAGGUCGCCUGGUCGACGGUCGGCGGAGCCCUCUGCAACAAAUGUUUCGAAUAAUACUUCCAAUGUCAAUGCCAAUACCAAUAAUGGUGGUGUUCUCAAUCGGCCAGCAAAAAUGGUUUCAGUCCCAGCAACGGUCUCUCAUGUGGAAACGGAUAAGAACAACAGUGCCAAUGGUGGUUGUGGUGGGAAUGAUUCAGCGACUGUGACGGGCGUUAAGAGGAUAUCGGUUAAAAGAAACGUUGGCGAGGCCACGGCCAUGGCAGGUUCAAGGGUUGCUUCAUCACCUCGUUCACAGUCUCCUGCAAGGAACAGUGGAAAUGUUAAAGCUUCCGACGAAAAUCAGCAGCAGCCAUCUCUUAGCCGCAGCUCAUCAAGAAAAGCAGAGCAAUCUCCUUAUCGAAGAAACCCAUUGAGUGAGAUUGAUACUAAUUCACAACAACACAACAGGAUUCAAAACAGAAGCAAAAAGGAAACUGAAGAAGUGACUGCUAAAGACUGCAUUAAUGGAGUAAACCAGAAGCCAAAAACUGAUUCCAAAAGUGUUAAUAAAGUAAUAGUUUCCCAAGUGAAUGGCAGCAAACCCAGCAGCACUGCCACUACUACAAGAGGUGUCGUGAAUAUUAUAACCUCCACAACACCAUUGUCAAACACGGAGGUACUUGUUGUAGAGCACCAGAAACCCCAGGGACUGGCAAGGAGCAGAUCAGCAAGGCACUCCAGAGAACUGGAUAUCAAUCCAGAAACUUUAUUAAAUCAGAGUCACACACCAUCUUACACUAAGAUGUUGCUUCAAGACAUUCAGAAUUUCCAUCAAAAGAAUACCAAUACCAACCCAGUUUCUCUUCCAGCUUGUGUAACCAAGGCAUGCUCCAUUGUUGAAGCAGUUGCUGAUCUCAAUUCAACUACAAGUUCUAAUUUCUCCUGUGCUUUCUCUGAGGAUAGAAGCAAUCCACCAACAUACCAAUCCAGUAGAAAUGAGUAUAGUGUUCCUUACAGUGGAAAUCUGAAGGGCACUGCUGAACUCAGAGACCCUUUUGUUGAAUCAGAAGUUAUGAUGGAUGACGAUAUACUGGAACCAAGCUUUCAUAAGUACGUGACAGUGAGAAGGGGUGGCCCUGUGGUUGCUGCUGGAGGGGGAGAUACAGAUGAUCAAGAAUCCUCAGGUAGCAACAGUUAUGUGGGCAGUGUUCAACAGCAGCACCACUGGGGCAUUUCAACUGCCUCUUGGGAACCCAACACUGCUGAUUCAAAUGACUCCAGGACAUCAAGACAGCACACCAAAGAGGAAGGCCAUCCACAUUUGCAAUCAAAACCAGGGCUUGACAGAGAUGAUAACAGACGGCGAGCUGAAAGAAGGAGAGACUCCGAUGCCCAAAGAACUGGCAUUGGCCGUGGUAGACUUGGCAAUGCUGGUAAAGUUGUUCAUACAAUUGCUGUUGCAGCCACUGGCUCCACCUGAUCAGAAUUGUAUAGAUCUCUCCACUUUUCCAUUUGCCUGUUUCUUUUUGUUGUCUUUUUCCAUUCUUCUUUUCAUGUUGUGAAAAGUAGGGUUUUACUUAUGUAUUAGUAUUCAGUUGCAAACUUGCAACCAUUUCUCAUGUUCCUAUAUUAUCACUCAUUAUUCUUCCACUC
Molecule: messenger RNA, 2570 nt
Organism: Cucumis melo (muskmelon)
Lineage: Eukaryota; Viridiplantae; Streptophyta; Magnoliopsida; Cucurbitales; Cucurbitaceae
Exons: 2
Coding region: 1-2397 (798 amino acids)
Source: RefSeq, a predicted model, not a curated record